Canis lupus familiaris (dog) is the source of this 723-nucleotide messenger RNA. RefSeq names its product small nuclear ribonucleoprotein-associated proteins B and B'. The record is from RefSeq and is a predicted model, not a curated record. Gene Ontology annotation, biological process: mRNA splicing, via spliceosome. Gene Ontology annotation, cellular component: U2 snRNP; U4/U6 x U5 tri-snRNP complex; U4 snRNP. Gene Ontology annotation, molecular function: RNA binding. Lineage: Eukaryota; Metazoa; Chordata; Mammalia; Carnivora; Canidae.
GUGGGCAAGAGCAGCAAGAUGCUGAUGCUGCAACACAUCGACUAUAGGAUGAGGUCAUCCUACAAGACGCAGAUCUUCAUUGGCACCUUCAAGGCUUUUGACAAGCAUAUGAAUUUGAUCCUCUGUGACUGUGAUGAGUUCAGGAAGAUGAAGCCAAAGAACUCAAAACAAGCAGAAAGAGAAGAGAAGCGAGUCCUCGGUCUGGUGCUGCUUUGGGGGGAGAACCUGGUCUCAAUGACGGUAGAGGAACCUCCUCCCAAAGUUACUGGCAUUGCCCGAGUGCCACUUGCUGGAGCUGCCGGGGGUCCAGGGAUCAGCAGGGCUGCUGGCAGAGGAAUUUCAGCUGGUGUUCCAAUGCCCCAGGCUCCUGCAGGACUUGCAGGGCCAGUCCCAGGGGUUGGUGGGCCGUCCCAGCAGGUGAUGAUCCCACAGGGAAGAGGCACUGUGGCUGCUGCUGCAGCUGCUGCCACCACCAGCAUUGCAGGGGCCCCGACCCAGUACCCACCCCGCCGUGGGGGUCCUCCUCCACUGAUGGGCCGGGGGACACCGCCUCCAGGCAUGAUGGGCCCACCACCUGGCAUGAGGCCUCCCAUGGGCCUGGUUCCUCCUGGUUGAGGAACUCUGAUGGGCAUGCCCCCCCGCGCCGCCCCCCCGGGAUGUGGCCCCCUCCCCCCGGGCAUUUCGGGGCCCCCUCCCCCGGGAAUGCGCCCACCAAGGCCCUAG